This is a messenger RNA of Hylaeus volcanicus, 4259 nucleotides long. It is a transcript of the gene gem, whose product is annotated as transcription factor CP2-like protein 1. The transcript has 12 exons. Lineage: Eukaryota; Metazoa; Arthropoda; Insecta; Hymenoptera; Colletidae. Gene Ontology annotation, cellular component: nucleus. The record is from RefSeq and is a predicted model, not a curated record. The coding region runs from base 449 to 2704 and encodes 751 amino acids. Gene Ontology annotation, biological process: regulation of transcription by RNA polymerase II. Gene Ontology annotation, molecular function: RNA polymerase II cis-regulatory region sequence-specific DNA binding; DNA-binding transcription activator activity, RNA polymerase II-specific.
CGUUUGCGACGAAAUUCGGGCCGUUAACCGACGAUUAGCCGAGUGAUGUAUCGCGCGCUUCCGGGAACGUCGUGGAUACAGCUGAAAGAAACGCGGCGAACGUGCGAAAAAGGAGGACGUUUUGGUUAGACGAGCGAAAAUCGGGGAAAAAAAACAUCAAGCGGAUAAAUCGAUCAGGACAAAUUUUUAGACCGGGACGAAAUCGGUUUCGAAGGGAAGCGUUUUAAAGAGAAGUCCCCGAGUCCUGGUUAAUGGUGACCAAUCAACCCGGGCUUGUCGCCUUUUCUUCCAAAUACGCUACCAAAGCGUUCUCCGAGGAAUCUCCGAGCACUCGAACGGCAAGGAUCGUUAUCAGGAUCGUUAUCAGGAUCGAAACAACUGAUACUCGGAAGACGGUGCACGGAAAGAGAAAGCCUGGUACGAGUGCUCCGAGAUUUAGGGCCGUUGAAUGGAGCUCCAAUUCAUCAUGGACGGCACCGCAGAUGCUCUGAACGGGACCAUAUGGUUCCCAAACACCCCAUCCCCGCCGUACGAACAGCUGUCUCCUGUUCGUCAGAACAGGUGCGACGUCAUCGCCACCCAACACGCGUCAAUGGGAUAUCACAGUCAGCAAAAUUCUUUCUGGCAGGACAAGUACAACUCGCCGCAAAAUUCUCCCGAGAACGGUGUCCAAAUACGUUCGAACAGCGGAUCGCCCCAACAUCUGAGCUCAUCCACCGACCAUUCCGCCAGUUGCCAGCCGAGCAGCCUGAAACGUAGGGCUGGAGAGCCGUUGCAGCAAGUCACAGAGCUUGAAAAGAAGCAUGCUAAAAGGAACGGGUCUGUCGGAAGCAAUGGUUCCGGGCAAGGUUGGUCGACACAAGUGGAGGAACUGGCAGAACAUCUCGCCGCUGAUUUCGAUGGAUCUUUAUCAGCGCUCGCAGCAUCCGACCUCGCGACAGCCGUCGCCUCGUAUAACAUGAGCGAAGCCUUACUCGCUCUGCCAUCGCUGACGGUUUUCAAGCAAGAAGCACCAUCGCCUGAAAAUCAGCAAAAUUCCAACUUGAACCACGUGUCACACAGAACUAUCAAUUCAGCGCCAGCGAACAACUCGAACGGCACCGUCGAGGCUGACAGUAACAAUAAUGGUCAAACGGCAGCCAGUCUUCAUCAGUUACUUUACUCGUCCAACGAGGAGUACCCUCCAACAUCGUCCUCGGGGAAUCACGUUUCCUCUUCUCAGCAGGGAAACGAACACAAUGAGGACUGCCGCUUUCAGUACGUCCUGGCAGCGGCCACGAGCAUCGCAACGAAAGUCAACGAGGAGACGCUCACGUACCUGAACCAGGGACAAUCGUACGAGAUAAAACUGAAGAAACUGGGCGAUCUGUCCGCGUAUCGCGAGAAAAUUUUGAAGGGAUAUCCGACCUUUUUGUUUCAGUCGACGAUACGCAUAUGCUUCCACGAGAGGCGACUUCAGUACACGGAACGGGAGCAGAUGCUCGCUUGGCAACGCGCAAGACCCGGUGAAAGAUUACUGGAGGUUGAUGUGCCACUCAGCUACGGUAUGGUGGAAGUUUGUCAACCAUCUCCGUCGAAUAACAGCGUGGAAUUCAUGUGGGAUCCUACCAAGGAAGUUGGCGCUUACAUAAAGGUGAACUGCAUCAGCACCGAAUUCACGCCAAAAAAGCACGGUGGAGAAAAAGGCGUGCCGUUUCGAAUCCAAGUGGAGACACGGCUACCAGGUGGGCCCCGUCUGCAUGCCGCUUCUUGCCAAGUGAAAGUCUUCAAGUUAAAGGGAGCCGAUCGCAAGCAUAAACAAGAUCGGGACAAAAUUUUGCGACGACCGCCGCACGAGCAGGACAAAUACCAGCCAAGCUACGAUUGCACGGUUCUCUCCGACAUUCCUCUAGAGUCUUUAUCGUCGUCCAACCUAAUAGCCCAAAACGGAGAAAGUCCUUAUGCUUCAACGGAGGCAGUAUCACCCCAAUCCCGCUCGACCAUAAGUGGCAGUACUUCGCCCGUGGUUGCGCCAUUGGCACUGUCGGUUUCCAAUCCUUGUAUCGUACCACUGGUCCCUGCCUCGGACGCCACCAAGGAAAACGUGGGAACGGCACCGGCUCUGCCAUCGCCUGCGGCGAUUCUACCAGACCAGUCCUGCAUCAAAGCAGAAGUUAGUUUGCCCGCAAAGAAUUUAGACAACCCGAGGCAACUAGUACCGGUAUCAUCGUGCCUGGCUCCAUUGUCACCUGAUGCGAACGCAGCCCAAACAAACACGUGGCUUCGUGCAGGUCGUUUCAGUGCCUUCGAGUCCACGUUCGCGAGCUUCUCGGCUUCGGAUAUCUUGCGACUCUCUCGAGACGACUUGAUCCAAAUCUGCGGGCUGGUGGACGGUAUCAGACUGUUCAACGCGCUGCACUCGAAAGCACCGACCCCAAAACUCACUCUGUAUUUCUCGUUGGAAGACAAUGGUUCCCUUUGGAGGGUUGCCUACUUGGACAGUCUGAGCAGCAGCGCCUUGAUGAACAAGCUGCUGAACACCCUGAAUUUACCUCACGAUCGACUGCAUUCUGUACUCUUCCUUGGCCCACAGGGUAUCCAUGUUUUGGUUACCGAUGAAUUGGUAGCGAACAUGAAAGACGAAAGCAUGUACUUCGUUGAGACUAUCAAAGAUAACGCGAGCGAACGAUACAAGCUACUUCUGAAGCCGUCGUCGCGUCCCUAAAGUGCACAUCGAUUAAUAAAUUAAUAACAAAACUGGGUAAUAGCAAUCUUCCAUGUGUCCUACAUUGCCAAAUGCAUCUGUGAUUCGACGGGAAAUUAUUACGUAGAGAAGCAUUAAAAUGUUUACCACGUAAAUGUAAAUUUACCAGAGUUCUAUCCUUUUUCAAUACGUCAAUUACGAUGAAAAUUAUAGACGGAUUUUUGGAGUCGAUUUUGGAGUUAUUUCCUGAUAAAGGAACAGAACAGUGUAGGUGACAAUAUCUUUAAUUCUUAGCUAAUGGUAGACGACUACGCGAUCCUUUAAAGAUAAACGAUUCUUCGAAAGAAGACGAUAAUAUAAGUUCCUCGAAGAUGAGGACUUGUUUGCAAACGAAAAGAAAUCGAUUUUUACUGUAUAUUUAAUACUCAUUAGAAGGUUUCAGUAUAAUUGUAUCUCGAACGAUAUCUAUAUUUUUGACGCUUAAUAAGUGAGGUAUUUUCACCGUUACAAAAAUACGUACGUACAUAUAACGUGCAUAUAUUUCCUUCCGAUUUUUUUUCGUAGCUUAUAAGGAGAUCGUUUUUAGUUUGAAGUAUAUUUAGAGAAUAUCUAAGUCGCGGCAACAUCCGCUGUUACUCAAUCUUUGUGCCACGAGAGAAUUUGCAAAUCUAGUUUGCGAAAUGUUGUUGUUGUUACGAUUAUUCAUCAGCAACGAAUCUGUUGUAAUUAGAAAUUUACAGAUGUCAACUGGAGCGUUAGUCGACGACGCUGCUGAUGAGUAUGAUCUCUAUUUACACAAAGUGUAAUAUUUUUUAUUUCUAUAAAUUACAACGAUGUUAUGUAGUCCUGUAAGUCUGAAAAAAAAACGGAAAGUGUGCAUCACCGAUAGAAAAAAAGAAAAGUACAGUACCGAUGGUUCUGUUCUUCGAGAUUAAAAAGAGCGUCCGUAGAAGAAAAUACAAGUGCCUUUUCCGUUAUUAGCCGAACGUUAGAACUGUAAAAAUAACAAAGAGAUUAUCACGUCGAAAAAAAAUGAUGAAAAUGUUUAUUCUGUUUCGUAGUACAAAUUGAAAAGGAAACGAACAAUUUUCCUUGAAUGCUUCGAGGGUCUGGGAAAAAAAAACGCAUGAAGUAUUAUAAACUAUUUAUCAAACGCUAAAUCGUAAGUGUAAUGGAAUUCUUGCGAAGAUACGAACGGAUACGAAUCCACGAAACGCGACAAGUGUUUAUGGUACUGCUACCGACAGUUUUCUUUUUUUUUUCUCUCAUUUUUUCUAUAUUUUAUCUACGAUCGAACUGCAGCGGCGUAUCAAACAUGCUCGAUGCGACGUAUAACACGUAUCCGUUUGCAUCGUAAGUGACCUCGAAUGUACCGUGUAGCAAUUGAGAAGGCUUUACGCGUUAUUCGAAAGAACUGUCUAACAUUAGUGUACUUUAAGGUGUACUCCGCCGUGACACAAGGGGGAAAUUCGAGCGCAAAUUGGUAAACUGCAUGCAGUAUAGUCCAUUAGGAAUUUCCACCCAUGUCAUGUAUAUCACAAAACGGCACAAUAAAUAAUUCUCUGAUGCCAAAUUA